This is a messenger RNA of Lethenteron reissneri (Far Eastern brook lamprey), 6166 nucleotides long. RefSeq names its product guanine nucleotide-binding protein subunit alpha-13-like. Gene Ontology annotation, molecular function: guanyl nucleotide binding; D5 dopamine receptor binding; G-protein beta/gamma-subunit complex binding. The record is from RefSeq and is a predicted model, not a curated record. Gene Ontology annotation, biological process: adenylate cyclase-modulating G protein-coupled receptor signaling pathway; Rho protein signal transduction. Gene Ontology annotation, cellular component: heterotrimeric G-protein complex; cytoplasm; brush border membrane. NCBI's taxonomy places the organism in Eukaryota, Metazoa, Chordata, Hyperoartia, Petromyzontiformes, Petromyzontidae.
CACCAAACCCGGCCCCAUUUUUUUCGUCUCUCUCGCUCUCUCCCUCCACAGCGUCUCCUCGCUUUCCCAUCCCCCCACAAGUUUCCUCGUUUGUAAACGAGAAACAUCUCUCUUUCGUGGUGGUGUUGGCGGCGGUGGUUGUUGUUGUUACGACAACGAGAGAGAGAGAAUUGUCGCGCCGGCGAAGAACGGACGGAGAAGUGGGGGAGGAGGAGGAGGCGAAGCGAGAGAGGCGGCUUCGGACCGGAGGCUGGAGGAGGAGGAGGAAGAAGAAGCAGUAGAAGUAGAAUAAGAGAAGGAGGAGGAGAUAGCGAAGUUCCAUCGGACACGACGAGGGAGGAGGGAGUGAGGAGGGAGCAGGAGGGAAGAGAACGACAACAACAACACCGAGGAGGACGACGACGCGAAGUAGUUUUUGGGGUCCGUGGAGCCGGCGGCGCUCGGCGCGUUUCGCGAGCCGCGGGAGAAGAAGAAGUGGCGGGCGGGAAGAAGAAGGAGCAGGAGGAGAAGGAGGAGAAGGCAGGGAGGGAGGCAGGGAGGGAGAUAAAAGUUGUUGGCGAGGGCGAGGAGGAGGGGGUUGUUCGCUAGUACGCGUGGCCUGUUGGGGGGGCUACUUUUGUUGGCGUCUGCGUGCGGAUCCGCGGUACAAGGCGCCCGGCCGGGCCUCUCCCUCCCGACAAAGGGCGGCAGGGGCGGGAGGAUUCAGCAGCAGCAAGAGCAGCAGCAGGAGGAGGGGAGGAGGGGUGGAGGAAGACGCAGAGGCAGAGACGGACGCACAGGGCGAGCAAGCGGUGCGGGUGAAGCGAAGCCAGCAGCAGCAGCAGCACAAGCCACCAGCGGCAGCAGCAGCCAUGGCCGACUUCCUACCCACGGACUCGUGCCUCGCCGGCUGCUUCCCCACCUGCUUCCUCUCGCAGAGGGAGAUCGAGCAGCGUCGCAAGAGCAAGCAGAUCGACGCCAUGCUGUCACGCGAGAAGCACCAGGCACGUCGGGUCGUCAAGGUGCUGCUGCUGGGCGCCGGCGAGAGCGGCAAGAGCACCUUCCUCAAGCAGAUGCGCAUCAUCCACGGCCGAGAUUUCGACCAGAGGGCCCUCGACGAAUUCAGGGCCACCAUCUACGGCAACGUGAUCAAGGGCAUGCGAGUGCUGGUGGAUGCCCGGCAAAAGUUGGGCAUCCCCUGGGCCGAGCAGGCCAACGAGAGGCACGCCGCCUUCGCGAUGGCUUUCGACGGCCGGGGAGGCGGAGGGGGCCUCAACGAGGUGGCGCCCGCCGUCUUCCAGCAGUACGUGCCGGCCCUGCGGCACCUCUGGGCCGAUGGGGGCAUCGCAGAGGCGUACAGGAGGAGGAGGGAGUUCCAGCUGGGUGAAUCGGUCAAGUACUUCUUGGAUAACCUGGACAGACUUGGGGAGAUGAACUACCUGCCGAGCAGACAGGACGUGUUGCUUGCUCGCAAGGCCACCAAGGGCAUCGUGGAGCACGACUUCGACAUCAAGAACAUCCCCUUCAAGAUGGUGGACGUGGGCGGGCAGCGGUCGCAGCGCCAAAAGUGGUUCCAGUGCUUCGAGGGCGUCACCUCCAUCCUCUUCCUCGUGUCGUCGAGUGAGUUCGACCAGGUGCUCAUGGAGGACCGCAAGACCAACCGCCUGGUCGAGUCGAUGAACAUCUUCGAAACCAUCGUCAACAAUCGGACCUUCCAGGGCGUUUCCAUCAUCCUGUUCCUCAACAAGACGGACCUGCUUGCCGAGAAGGUUCGCAUGACGAGCAUCGCGGACUACUUCCCGGACUUUGUAGGCUCGCCGCAUCAGCUGGAGGACGUGCAGAGGUUCCUGGUGCGCUCCUUCGACUCGAAGAGGCGCGAGCGCACUACGCCGCUCUUCCACCACUUCACCACCGCCAUCGACACGGAGAACAUUCGCUACGUUUUCGAGGCCGUGCGGGAUACCAUACUGCGCGACAACCUCAAGCAGCUGAUGCUGCAGUGACGUUAACUCGGCUCCUCCCCACCUGCCCCCCCCCCCCCAAAGCUAACCUUUCAGUGAGCACUGCGGUGGCCUUUUGAGUCUGGGUUGAUGGUUUCUUUGAGUAAUUGUGAAUCGCUACAGGCAAGGGCUUCUCAAACUCCACUUCUUGUGCCUCGCGCCCUGCUGCAAGCUUGCAAUUGUACCAGUCGGCCGUCUGAUGUGGACUACGUGCAAUUUCGACUCAAGUUGCAUUUGAAUGGAGAAGAGUGGUUAGUGUGGCGACGAGGAUGGAGCUGUGGCAUCGAAGCUUCAGUUUUGAAAGCCCUGGUAGAGACACUUGGCAGAAAUGCGAUUUAAAACAAAAAGCACUUUGUUGAAAAAAAAAAAGACCGGUUGAAAGAGAAAUCUGACUAGAUAUUCAGAAUUAGUUUUUAUUUCCAACUUACUGAGGCUCUUUGACUGAAACGUUUUAUUUCAACAAGUUGUAUUAUUGUUUUUUCAUGUAUUCUGCCCACAUUACCCUCUACGUUAGCCUUUUCCUGUCCAAAAGAAGAAGAAUAUCUCUGGGAAAUCGCCUCUUUGUUUUAUUUCAUGUGAAAGAUUUUAAUUUGUUAAAUCUCUUUUUUAGAUAAUCCAGGUUUUAUUCCCUUACCCCUUUUGCACAAUAUCGCUUAAUCAUUGUUCAUCCCAGGGCAAAUGAGGCUGCACUCUGGUAAUAGAAAUAAACAAUGGGCAUGCCAUAUAUUUUCUAGAUUCGGUUAUCCUCAUUGGAGGAAGCUCUUUGUGCUCAUUUGUAAGAAAAAACUCUUGAUCAGAAUGUUGAUCUUAUUCCAUGAGUGUCACGAACUUGUCUGGGCUUAUGUUUACGGCGUUCCGUGAUGCAUGUCAUUUUUUAGCUGCUUAGUUUUACUACGGCCAUAUGUGUAACGAGAGGGCUCUUUUAGGCCCUCGCAGAAAGAUUAUAGGGCCCACUUUAAAAGCAAAACAAAAUUUGGUUCUAGCUUGGAAUUUUUUUUCGAUUUUAAUGGUCUCUUUGCCAAGAUGGUUCCUGCUUAUUGCAGCGCGUGACAUGUAACUGUAGGAGAAGAUCUGUGACUUGACCACAUUGCAGGAAUAGUGCCAUAUGUAUAAGUGUAGGUAUAUAGUAAUAAUAAUAUAAUCCGCUAGAAUAUAUUUGACACCAAAUUUUGUUGUUGCCGAACGAUAGUGGGAUUGGUCCGUCCGCUGUUCUGCUUCAAGGGAGUCGAUGUUCACGCCAUGAUGGUUCAUUGAGCACUCGUCACGUAACAAGACAACGGUUCCUGGACUUGCAUGGCUGAAAGGUUCUUUAACAUUCUGUCCGACACAGGAGCCUGAUUAUAAUCCUCCCAAGUUGCCUUGUACUCCUUUUCUAAUCGGCCAGAGCUCAGCCUUUGCAUUAGGAGCUGAGAGAGACUGUGAAUAGUAACAAACACACUGUACGCGAUUGAAAACAUUUGUUUUAGACUGGAAGAUACCACUUAAAGAAAAUCUUUCCGAUUCGUGUAUUGUUUUUUGUUCCAUAUGUAUCUCAAACUUAGCAUUUUGUAUAUGUUUAACUUGCCUUAAAUCACUCAAGAUUUUUUUUUUAUUAUUUAAUGGAAAAGAUACUUGAUUUUCCAUUUUGUUUUUAGAAUUUUUAUUUUUACUAAUUCUUUGGUACAGUCUCGUUUUGAGUGCGCACACCUUUGCACGCACACACGCCUACAUAGGCUCUUCCCCAACCACUCUGCUGUCCUCUUUGCAAGCGUCCAGCCGCCUUGGCAACGGUCGACCACGCCUUUGUUUAACACAGCACGUCUCUCGCUCUCUCGCUCUCUCGCUCGGUGCCUUCCGCGCGUGGGUUUCCUUAUUUAUGCAAGGUGUUGGAGAAGGGGGGGGGGCAUCGUAAAUGGUGUGGUUGUGGGGCGGGGUACUCUCGUCUCCUCUGCCAUGCCAGCCGCACGCUCGCUCGUACAAAGAUCUUUUUUUCAGGACGUCUGGGGUACCAGGUUAAGGAAGUUAGACGCGGUGUGGAGCCCCGACAUGUUCCAGAAAGUUCCACAGAGUGGCCACCGGGCAACGUCACUCGCCACACGUUCAAAAUCUGCCGCUUUCGGUUUUCCUGAUGCCGACCAUAGCUCUGUGUCAGCCCACCGCAACCCCCGGAGAGCCUUCAAGUCGCAAGGCUUCUUCUGCAAGUACACAUUUCAGGGAUAUUUUUUAAAAUUGUUUAUUAAUUGAUUCUUAUGGUAGCUGAGGCGUUUUGGACAUAUACGUACAUUUUUUCUCCCCUUUAGUCAUAGUCGCUAUAAUACCCGUAACUUGUACUGUAUCGUCGUCAUGUAUUUUUUGUAAGCUUUUAAUCUAUCUGAUUUAAAAUAUAACACGAGUAAAUAGGGCUUAUGUUUUUUUUUUGCGCUCCACAGGGCGUAGUGGAACAUUAAAAUGUAAAAAAAAAAUUGUUUAGUUUAUUCCAUUUAUUUCGCGUCGUUAUUUUACGGCAAGCGAGUGUCGUUAUCGUCUUCAAGCCAGGUGGCGACGCGGGGGGGCAUCAAUGAAUUGCUUUGCCGCAGCGUGUUGCCUCGGGCGCUGUCGACGGCCAAACUCCGCGGAACCGCGGGUGCCUUCUGCUCGUCCUCGGCAAAAGAACGUCGCCUCUUCCGUUGUUGUCGAUGUUGUAUUAUUACCCUCACUAAUUGCUGUUGCCGUGGUCGCAAUUCAACCUUUUUGCCAGUCUUCCCAAUUUGUGGCCGUGUGUGGUGCGCGCGCACGUGUCGUCCAAUCGGUGUGCUGCAGCUCGCCACUCCUGACCCCCUUCCCCCGGGGGGGGGGCCCACAUGUUGCCUGGACGAAUGAGCCAUUGUGUUUGUUGUGAUGAAACCGCGCGCCUCCGCCUGCCCCCCCCCCCCCCCCCCCCCCGUUACCACUGAAGCGUAGGGGCGCGCUCGUAGUUAGACGGUCGUAUGUCAUUGCCUUACGCGCGAAUAGCGGCUUUUGUCGUGGGCUUCUCGCGGAAAAGUUAAUUGGAAGUUGGGAUUAUGAAGCGUAUAUAUAUAUUUUUUGUUUCCUCCGAUGACAGUCGAUGAGAAGAAGUAGCAGCUGGCAGUGCGGUUAUGGAAGCAGAUUAGGGAAUGUACAUAUAAUGGGUGUGGGGGGCACACAUCUGAAUGCAUCACGUGGUAUUGUAACAAUUGCGGAGUUUUUUUUAGGCAUACAAUUAUAGUACAUAAUACCGCGCGCACACACACACACCGUGUUCUUAACCAUGUCGUGUUGCCUUUACACUUGACCGUGGUAAUUAAUAUAUGUGCAGCCAGUAGCGGGCGCUGUUAAGGUCGAAAGGUUAUGCCAGUCCAUUGGGACGGAUGAGAAAGGGGAUUGUCCAGAAAUCCGCGGAAGAGCCAACCUUUUAAGCUCACCGGUUCGACCUUUUACUGAUCACUGAUGUCGAUCGGUACCAAAUUAGAAUUAAAUUAGAGCGUGACAGCCACGUGACUUUGCAUCAAGAGGGCCAACUCCCAUCUGGAUGAAAAUGAGUAAGCAGCAAGAAGGGGGAUGAAUGAAACAACCCGUGUGAGAACUGUCAUUGUUCUGAAGUCGAAUCUUAACGGUUUGCUAGCUUCUGCGGAUUUCUUUUAUUGAUGGUGAUGGAGAGGGGCAUUGCUGCUGUGGGACUUUUAAGCAAGUGAUGGUUUUAGAUUGAAGGUCUUAGUGUAGUGCUUAGCAUGGGUGGGUGGGCCGUAUGCACUGCAGCUUGUAGAGUCAAUGGUUAAUGGGCUAAGGUAUGUGUUGUUGGCUAGAGCAAGUGAGUGGACGUAAUGUGAUUGUGGCAGGCAUAACCAUAUUAUACACAUGCUAAUAUCCUACUCUUUAUUAAAAUAAUAAAACUAAAAAGUACCACAUAUUAAAUGUGCAUUCUUACCAUUUUGUUGUACAUUUUAUGUUCCUAUUUUGGUAAAUUAUUACGUGUAAAUUGAAUUACGCUUAGGUUCUUUUUGUAUUAAAAUUACAAUUUUACUUUCCAUUUUUGUAGUGUUUUGGACGUUCAUCUGGCUUUUUUUGGAAAAUACAUUAUGGAAGAGUUUCACACUGUCAGGAUGGAAUAAGCCAAACCUAAUACCCGCUUCUGCCUUGCGUAAACCUGUAACAUAAUCUGUACAUACACAGGGAAUGUACAAUAAAGAUGCAAAAAGUAGCCCUCGGCA